This is a messenger RNA of Lactuca saligna, 579 nucleotides long. Lineage: Eukaryota; Viridiplantae; Streptophyta; Magnoliopsida; Asterales; Asteraceae. The record is from the annotation of a GenBank genome assembly.
AUGGCGAUUUCCUCCUCAUUCCACAAUCCUCACUUCUACUCUCUAAGCAUCUCAGUGAUUGUUAAAGCAAGUAGUGGCCCAAGGUAUGUGGUCGGUUUCAUAACUAAUUCAAUUUUGAUGAGUAAACAGGUUGGCGAGCUGGCGGGAAUAGCUGUGGGAGCAACUGUCAUGCUUAAUAUUCUUAUAGCUGUGUACUUAUGGUCUGUGAGCAUUCUUCCAGAUUGUAAGAACGUAAUUUUCAACACAUCAAAGGUUGUGGCUCAGAAAAGUGUUGGUGAUGCUUCUACAUUUGUUGAGAGUGAAUUUUCACUGUCAAGUUCAAGUUGGAGUUGGUAUGUAGAAAAAACAGCUCACAGUUGGUUCUGCAAUUGCUUGGUCAGCCAAAAAAUUGUCCCAAAGUUGACUGAGGUGCUAACUGAUACGCAUCCGCAAGUUCAGUCUGCAUGGCAGACAACACUCCAGCAGGAGGUCCAAAAUCUUGCAAAGAAGGCUGCAGAAACUGUGGUGUUGGUAAUUGAUGAUGAAGGGACUGAGUAUUUGAUAUCAGAACUUCUCAAGUUGCUUCUAUUUCCAUGCUAA